Lipotes vexillifer (Yangtze River dolphin) is the source of this 871-nucleotide messenger RNA. It is a transcript of the gene SPATA22, whose product is annotated as spermatogenesis associated 22. The coding region runs from base 74 to 871 and encodes 265 amino acids. NCBI's taxonomy places the organism in Eukaryota, Metazoa, Chordata, Mammalia, Artiodactyla, Lipotidae. The transcript is spliced from 7 exons. Gene Ontology annotation, biological process: regulation of meiotic cell cycle; gamete generation; homologous chromosome pairing at meiosis. The record is from RefSeq and is a predicted model, not a curated record.
GUUUAGUCGAACAACUCCACGUUGUAAAGUUGGAGCGCUAAAGAAAAAAUUAUAGACUUUGAUAUUAAAGGAAAUGAAGAGAAACAUCAAUGAAAAUUCAACUCGGAAUACAGCAGAUUGGGCCUGGGAAGUUAUGAAUCCAGAGCUGCCUCCUUUAACGAAAACAGUGAACACAGGGCAAAUACCACAUUCAGUUUCUCAUCCCCUGAGAAGUCAAGAUUCUGUGUCUACAUCUAUUCAAUUAAAUGCUGAAAGAAGCAAGAGUGGUUGGAGCUACAGAGACGGCAACAAAAAUACCACUUUAAAAACUUGGGAUAGAAAUGAUUUUAAGCCUCAGUGCAAAAGAACAAAUCUAAUGACAAAUAAUGGAAUAAAUUCAUGUCCAGUGAAUUUGGGAGCUCAACAAUGGAAACAAUUAAGAGUAUAUGAAUCUACUAACUUAUCUCACCAAAGAGAAAGUGAAGUACUCACACAAACACAUUCGUCAAAAAUAUCUGGCUCCACAAUGAGAAGUCUAGACAGAAACGGUUCAUUACAGGCAUUUAAGCCCAAUUUUCAACAAAAUCAACGUAAGAAAAAAAUGUUGGAUGGUUUUCCAGAAGAAAACACCCUCAAGGAAGCAUCAUUGUAUCCGUUAAAGCUUAAGGAGAAAGAGAAUUCUUUGAGAAUUAUAUCUGCAGUUAUUGAAAGCAUGAAGUACUGGUGUGAACAUGCACAGGAAACUGUCCUUGUUUUUGAAAUACUAGCUGUUCUCGAUUCAGCUGUUACACCUGGCCCAUAUUGUUCAAAGACUUUUCGUCUGAGAGAUGGGAAAAAUACUCUGCAUUGUGUAUUUUAUGAAAUAGCAAAUAACCCCCUCACUGCUACCUGA